GGACCUGACGAAAUAAAAGUAGCGAUACAACCAAACUCGAUCCCACAGUACCGGUGGCGGCGCUAGCAGCGGCAAAGCGCAGCUUCGGCAUAUUUUGGGAGUUUGAGCUCGGCUUGCGGGCGAGGUCCUCCUGGACGCUCGCCCUUCUCUCUGCCCGCCCCCCACAACUCAAUUCAUUAAGCACACCAGCCUCCUGGCUGAGAAGGACUAAGCUAGUAAACCGAGCUCUGGGUCGCCGGUCGGGAAUAGCCGGAUCACAGAACACGCUGUGUGUGUGUGUGUGUGUGCAAAACUUUUUUUUCCCCUUCCCAACUUUUGGAAACUCAUCCUUUCCCAGGAGUUUUCAUUAGUCUUCAUCAGGACUUCAUAACGAUCGAGAGGAGAAGAAGGGAGACCUUUCUGCGGUCUGAAAACUUAAUUCUAAGCGGCAAGUCGACCCAAACAAAGCUUGCGACCCCCUCGACCAUCGCCUUCUCUUCCUCCUCCUCCAGCAAGCGAAGAUCCGGACGCGAAAAGCCAGCUAGCAGCAUCGUUUUCAGCGCCUGGAUUUUCUGCUUCCCCCCCGUGUGCCUCCCCUCUCCAUCAGGUCGCCCGGAGACAUUCCUUGCUUGGAAAGGCGAUUUCGGUUUCCCCUGCCCACCAAAACAUGCAGAAUUACAAGUACGACAAGGCGAUCGUUCCGGAGAGCAAGAACGGGGGCAGCACUGCCUUGAAUAACAAUCCGACCAAAAGCUCCAGCAAGAAAGCUUUGUUGGUUUGUCUCGACCUCUUCUGCCUCUUCAUGGCUGGAUUGCCAUUUUUGAUUAUUGAAACGAGCACAAUCGCACCCUAUCCACGGGGAUUUUACUGUAAUGAUGAAAGCAUCCGAUACCCUGUGAAAAGUGGAGAGACCAUCAACGACGCUGUUCUUUGUGCUGCAGGCAUUCUUAUUGCCAUACUUGCUAUUAUUAUAGGGGAGUUCUAUCGGAUUCAUUGCCUAAAGGAGAAAUCUCGAUCUUUUAUCCAGAAUCCAUACAUUGCAGCAUUAUACAAGCAAGUGGGAUGCUUUGCAUUUGGCUGUGCUAUCAGUCAAUCCUUUACUGAUAUUGCCAAAGUAUCGGUAGGACGGCUGAGACCUAAUUUCAUUGCAGUGUGUAUGCCAGACUUUACAAAAAUCAACUGCUCCCAGGGUUACAUACAAGAAUAUCAGUGCUUCAAUCCUGAUGAAAGCAAAGUCCAGGAAGCAAGGAAAUCAUUUUUCUCUGGACACGCUUCCUUCUCACUCUACACCAUGCUUUAUUUGGUGUUGUACCUGCAAGCCAGAUUUACUUGGAGAGGAGCCCGCCUGCUGCGCCCAUUGCUGCAGUUCACACUGAUCAUGAUGGCAUUUUACACUGGACUUUCUCGUGUGUCCGACCACAAACAUCACCCCACAGAUGUACUGGCAGGCUUUACACAAGGAGCCCUGGUGGCGUAUUGUAUAGUCUUUUAUGUCUCAGACCUCUUCAAGCAGAAAACCAAGAUGUUGCCGUCUCCUCCCAUCCGGAGGGAGAUAUUAUCACCUGUGGACAUCAUUGACAGGAACAACCAUCACAACAUGGUGUAGACAUUUGACGUAUUUUUAUUUUUAUUAUUUUGUUUUUUGCAAAAUGACUGCUGACAGCAACUACCUGCUGCUCUCAAUCUCAUCUGACAGUAGAAUGUAGGGAGAGAUUUUUGCCUGACCGUAAGGUCUAACUCUGUGGCCUUUUUACUCUUUACAACAUUUGCAUAAAAUGGAUGUUGUUCAGCCAAGUCAGAGGCAACAAUCACAAAACAAGUCAACACAUGCAGGAAUUUCUAAAUGUGCAAUUGGCUGAGUGUUCAUGUUGUAGUGAAUGCUAAAUUGUUCAUACUGUAAUGAACACUAAAUAAUUGUUAGGAAACUGGCCAUCUCUGUUUUCUUCGGUUUUCCUUCCUUCCUUCCUUCCUUCCUUCCUUCCUUCCUUCCUUCCUUCCUUCCUUCCUUCGAAGAUUUGUAAUUUUCUGUUAGGAAAAUGGAACGGUGGUGUAGAGAGACAAACCCUUACUAACUAAAUUAUAGCACUAUGUACAAGAAAUAAGCACUGACAUCGAUUGUGGUCACUUUUUAAGGAUAAUCUCUUACAUAUAUCUAUAUAUCUAUAUAUUUUGGGUUCUUUCCAUUCCAUACUGUGACUUACUUUGGUUUAGAUGAAGCAUGCCCUGUAAAAUAUUAGAAAAUAUUUUUUUCCUAUUGUUCAUUCCUCUGAACAUUCCCUAAUACCACUUUCUAUCUGAUGAGGCAUAAAACAAAAUUGUUUUGGUAAACAGAACUCAGCUGAUUCCCCUGUUUGUAAGAUUCGUUCAGUAUUUGUUCUUGCAAGUGAUACAUCUCUAAACAUUGGAGAAUAAAUAGGAUUAAUCAACUAUGGGACAUUUUAAGAUAUUCAGAAUUAAAUAUCUUUAAUAGGCAUUGUCUAUAAUCCUGUUUGGUACCUCUGGCCUGUGCUUACUCAAUGGCCCAGUAAAUCUUCCUAUCCACUACCACUAACGAUGGAACUGUAUUUUGAACAGUCCCCACUCAUAAAAUUUUUUGUGUGUGGACAGUCUUGUCAAUGUAUGUUAGCACUAUGAGGUCUGGGGUUGAAACUCAGAACACUAAUCCUCCAGGUGGGUGACGGACUGCUGGGCAGAGCCGUCUUAUCCUGAUAUUCAGUUAAAACUCUUCUUGAAUUUCCCAUGCCCUGAAGAAAACAGAAGAUUUGUAGCUAUUCACUACGUCCAUUUCCUCCAUUUUGUCACUUUUGGGGUGAACUGGACCACAGUUCCCAUUAUGAUUGGCAGAGCUGAAUGAAAUGGAGGGAGUUUUAGGAUAUGCAUUGAGUGCACCAGGUUGGGGUGCAGCUCUCAAGAAAACCAAGGGCAGGCAAAGGAGAUGAAUGGCAGCAGAACUAAUUUUGUCCGGGGGGGGGGGGGGUUCUGAAAGACAGAUGUUUAAAAUUUAUUUUAAGAAGUAAACCAAGCAGGCUAACUAAGCAGACUGGCCUUUGCACAUCUUUGCCAUGCAAAAUCCGUCCUAUCAUUUCAAUUCUAGCAAGCUAUGUUUAUAUAUAUAUAUAAAUAUUAUAUAAAUAAUGUAUAAAACAUUACAAAUUAACUAUGUAAAAUAUUAUUUCAAAACAAUGUUAGAUAUAUCCACUAUGAUCAUAAACUGUGUUUUGACCUGUGUUUAUUUACAUGUUGCUGCUUAAAAGGAAAGCAUUGGUUUAAUUUUUUUUAUAUAGUCGAUUAAAAUAUUGUAGUUCUUUGGUAGCAAUAUUUUAAUGAAAAUAACAACUAAAGACAAUUAUAUCAAAUUGUAUUAAAUUGUCUGUAUUUUUGUAAUGUUUCUUUCUCCUUUUUUUGUAAAAAGAAGAAUAUACAAGACUUUUUGUAGAGUACAGAAUUAAAGUUUGUAUUUGCAAAAA
Messenger RNA from Thamnophis sirtalis, 3446 nucleotides. RefSeq names its product phospholipid phosphatase 3 (gene PLPP3). The record is from RefSeq and is a predicted model, not a curated record. Gene Ontology annotation, cellular component: plasma membrane. NCBI's taxonomy places the organism in Eukaryota, Metazoa, Chordata, Lepidosauria, Squamata, Natricidae. Gene Ontology annotation, molecular function: sphingosine-1-phosphate phosphatase activity; phosphatidate phosphatase activity. Gene Ontology annotation, biological process: cell-cell adhesion; phospholipid metabolic process; signal transduction.